GUCGAUCAUUCUUCCGGCUUCAAGCCCUUGCAUUCACUCUGUCUGCUUUUUCUGCCUGUUUUGCCAUUUUCUGUAGCGCUGCACAUUCCUCGCGAUGGAGGCCAUUCGCUCAUUCGCCAGCUGCCUCUGGGAGUCGGCCACCUUCUGGAAAACAACCGCCCUGGUCCUGGCCUUGCUGAACCUGAAGACGUUGCCCCUGGUGUGGCAUAUCCGCGUCUACCGCUACUUCUUCAAAUAUGGCUACCUGAUCACCCCGGCCGUCGAACAGCCCGCCCGCCCGAGCACGGAGAUCCUCGCCCCGCUCAGCAUCUACUCGCGGGCGCCCGUGAUGGAGAUCGACUUCAACAUGCACAAGUCCAACUCGACCUACUUCUCGGACCUGGACGUGUCGCGCACGGCGCUGAUGUCCAGCAUCGUGGUCAAGGGGGCCGCCCUGCUGGAGAAGCGGCUGGAGCAGCAGGGCAAGAAGGGGUUCCUGGGGUUCAUUCUGGGCAGUGUGUACACCAACUUCAAGCGCGAGAUCCCCGCCUACACCAAGUACGAGGUCAAGUCCCACAUCGCCAGCUUCGACCAGAAGUGGAUCUACAUCGUGACCUAUUUCCUGAAGCCCAGCACCAAGAAGACCGUCGAGGAGGAUCCUGAGAAGCUGCUGAAGCGUCUCUAUGCCGUCUCCAUCAGCAAGUACGUGCUCAAGAAGGGCCGCUAUACCGUCCCGCCCAAGGAUGCGUUCGAGGCGGCCGGGUACACGCCGUUCUUUGCUGCUGCUGCGGCGGCGGCGGAGUCGGACACCAACGGCCAUGCGACGGGCGCGCAAAACGGCCAUGCCAAUGGCGCGGCGGUGCAGCGCAAGGAGGGUCCGGCGGGAGACUCGGAGGAGUGGGAGCGGUUGAAGACGGAGAUCGAUCGCGGAUUGACGGUCAUUCAGCCGAUCGUCGACCAAGAAGAGAAGCUGUUGGAGGAUUAUGUGCAGAAGAUGAGCCGUUCUGGGUUCGCCUAGGGUUUACGGGGAUAGAGUUGAAAGUCAGAUUCGAACAUGGGGUGCAUAUUAGCCAGCAUAUAGACUAGAUUGUUGCUCAGCAUAUGAUAGAUUUAGAUUAGAUGGAAUGUAUGAUUCUCGAAC
This is a messenger RNA of Aspergillus uvarum CBS 121591, 1120 nucleotides long. Its product is annotated as acyl-CoA thioesterase. The transcript has 2 exons. The coding region runs from base 95 to 997 and encodes 300 amino acids. The record is from RefSeq and is a predicted model, not a curated record. NCBI's taxonomy places the organism in Eukaryota, Fungi, Ascomycota, Eurotiomycetes, Eurotiales, Aspergillaceae.